Messenger RNA from Pelobates cultripes (western spadefoot toad), 276 nucleotides. NCBI's taxonomy places the organism in Eukaryota, Metazoa, Chordata, Amphibia, Anura, Pelobatidae. The record is from the annotation of a GenBank genome assembly.
AUGGGAGAGGACGUUUACCUCGUAUACCAUGAUCGGGCCAGCCAGGUACGGCUGUACCGCGGACUCCCUGAGCGCCCAGACCCGACAGGCAUCCAAUCCUGGGGCCGCUGCCAGCGGGACCCACCUGCCCUUGCAAAGGAUGUCGGUCUUGUAUGGAUGAGUCUUGAAGGACACCGGGUCCUGACCAUCCCGGACAUCCGAAAAAAGAAUCCUCACCUACAGGCUGACCAGUUCGGACCCACCAAUACCCCAAUCCUCAUGGCCCCAAAGAAAUGA